Molecule: messenger RNA, 1708 nt
Organism: Fimicolochytrium jonesii
Lineage: Eukaryota; Fungi; Chytridiomycota; Chytridiomycetes; Spizellomycetales; Powellomycetaceae
Exons: 2
Coding region: 274-1371 (365 amino acids)
Source: RefSeq, a predicted model, not a curated record
GGGUCAUUCAUCGCAUAACUAUUCUUCCAACCCCCAUCGACAGCGACGAUACACAUGUAGCUAGCACCCACUCCUGUUCACUCGUACGGCAUUGCUUCCAGCUCGCAGCUGAUCGCCAGGUCCAUAUAAUACCAGACACUGGCCGUCCGACUCCCAUUUUGACGCAGCCCGCUGCCCAUCCUCUUGUCACGCCUUCUUCCGCCACACCUUCUUCCGCCACACAUCCACAGCCGAAAUCCAAAGUACUUAUAGCGCGGCAACGCCCCCAGAAACAUGCGAGCGAGCAGGCUCAGAACGGUGCCGGCUCAAUGUACCGUUCUCGCCGUUCUGCUUAUAUGUGCCGCACGAGCGCUCGCCGCCGCCCCCUGUCCGAGGGACGUAACCCCCUCGGAGUUUACGUCCGCGUCUGAUGCUCGAGCGGCGUACUAUGCUGCGAAUAAUACUAUGUUGAUAUUCGAUGCGUCGGCGAACGACCAUAAAGUUUCUUUUGCGGCGGGUAAUGGAAGCGUGAUCGGAAUCAAUCUGACCAGUAUCGCCGCCUCCUGUGGGAGCAACCGGGAUGCAAGCUCUUACGGUAAUCUGCGCUUCAGCAUGGCGCUUAGCGAGCCCAACAUCAAUUUCAUGGUCCGGUUGAAACUGUUCAACGAGCCCUCUAAAUGUGGGACCUACAAUGACACUCACGACAGCGAGAGCGUGUCAAGUGUCGAACUAUAUCCGGAAGAUCAAAAGUACUCGCUCCUAUCCCUCAAGUUUCGAGCUCCUCGUGGGAUCGGAUUGCUAGCCCAGCCGAUCUCUUUCGGGGACAUCUACGGCGUCGAGCUGUUCAACUUCAGUUCACCGACCAACGCAACGAUGGGUGGCGUGGUACUCGACCCAACGGCAUGCCCCCAGCCCCCCGGGCCUGAGAUCACGAGCGACAACAGCGGCCGUCCCGACAUGCGACCGAGCAAUCUCAAUUUGGCUUUAACAAUCGGCUUCUCGCUGACCAUUAUCGGCUGCUUCGGUUACUGCAUAAUGCGCUGCCGCCGCAACAAGGAUUCAAGGCUGCAUAUUGCUCAAACCGUGCAGGAUGCCGAAUUAGGCCCCACGCGGCCGCGCCCGCCGCCCCGGUAUGCUACCAAUGCGCCGUUGGAUGCACGCGUGCUGGCCCACGACCCGCUGCCGCCGUACGAGCCGCCCCCGAAGGAGUUCUGGGAGCAGGAGGGGUAUACGGCGGCUGAAGAGCGGGAGGAGAGUCCGGACGGGACGAGGAUAAGUGCGGGCAACGGCGGUACAUUCGAGCAUGACACGAUACAUGUCGUCGGGUAUGCGGAUGUCUCGCCCCAUGUUGACCGUGAACAUGGAGCGAACGUGCCUAGGAGCGCCACAUGACCCUCACAGGACUCGCAACAGGCUCAACAGAUGCCUGCGAGUUCACCUGAAAGUGUAACUGUAUAUAGCAGUCAGAGCGAAAUAUCUUCCCCUACAUUCUCCGACUUGAUGGCGUAUGACGCUGCUUUCUCCCAUUUGUAUAAACCUGUUUCGGCGGUAUGUUACUCCCCUUCACUAUCGGCGAAGUUUGCUUCGCCUCACCCUUCAUUGAACAAUUUGUAUGUAUGUACUGUAGAUAUCACUAUCCCCUCCAUCCUUCCACUCCGUAAUAUGGGAACUCGGAUGGAAGCGCCAUCGUGUAAUGUUCGAUCGAAAAGUGGUUGGGAGAGUCGGCGUU